AUGGCCUACGGGAUGGUGCUGCUGGUGGUGCUGCUGCUGCUGCUGCUGGUGCUGGGAGUGCUGGUGCUGCUGCUGUUGGUGGUGGCGGUGUGCCCUGGGGGCAUGGCCUACACCAACCGCUACUGCCCCUGGGCGCACCGGGCGCACAUCGCGCUGUCGGAGCUGGGCCUCGAGUUCGACGAGGUUUCGAUCGACCUGUCGAAGCCGCGGGAGGCGUGGUAUCUCGCGAUCAAUCCCAGGGGCUUGGUGCCCGCGCUCAAAAUCGGCGACGACGAGAUCCUCAUCGAGAGUGGGAUUAUCACGCAGUAUCUGGCCGACGUUUACGCGCCGCGUCUCCUCCCUGCGACGGGCAGCGCCGCCGCGGCGCUGCAGCGCGCGCGGAUCUCUCUCUUCGUGGACGUAUUCGCGAGCGCGUUCGGGUCCGCGCUGACGGGGAUCCUGAUCGCAGCGCGGACCACUGCGGAGAAGGAGGCGAAAGCGCAUGCUGUGGUUGCCGCGGUGAAGCGCGAUCUCGUCCCGCUGCUGGCUGACGCGGCGCCGUUUUUUGGCGGGAGCAAGGAGCUUACGCUCGCCGAGGUCAAUACGGCGAGUUUUGUACUGAGGGUCUAUGCCCUUGGCACGGAGGAGUAUGGGUGGUUCCCUAGCUUCCUGCUGAAGGAGCUCAAGGAGAUCGAGGUCUGGCAGAAGUGGGUCGAUGCGCUGCUGGCGCAGAAGAGUGUUACCGCUAUUUGGAAUCAACAGGAGAAUGCGGAGGUGUGGAGAAGUAAGUUGGCCAAAUUGGAGGAGGAGAGGAAGGUGUAG
Messenger RNA from Tricharina praecox, 801 nucleotides. RefSeq lists its product as uncharacterized. NCBI's taxonomy places the organism in Eukaryota, Fungi, Ascomycota, Pezizomycetes, Pezizales, Pyronemataceae. The record is from RefSeq and is a predicted model, not a curated record. Gene Ontology annotation, cellular component: cytoplasm. Bases 1 to 801 code for a protein of 266 amino acids. The transcript is spliced from 4 exons.